Suillus subaureus is the source of this 960-nucleotide messenger RNA. RefSeq names its product Triosephosphate isomerase. The transcript has 6 exons. Gene Ontology annotation, molecular function: triose-phosphate isomerase activity. Gene Ontology annotation, biological process: glycerol catabolic process; gluconeogenesis; glycolytic process. NCBI's taxonomy places the organism in Eukaryota, Fungi, Basidiomycota, Agaricomycetes, Boletales, Suillaceae. The record is from RefSeq and is a predicted model, not a curated record. Gene Ontology annotation, cellular component: cytosol. The coding region runs from base 173 to 928 and encodes 251 amino acids.
UGAUUAUCAGCUCGUAUGAUCUCGCGUCGUAUGAUCGGAUUUAGCGUCGGACUCUCGAUAAAGAUUAGAUAUGGACUAGCUCUGCGCAAGGCUGAACACCUGCCAACGCCGCUGUUCGACCGUCGAAUCCAGGUCUUUUCUCUUCUACCAUAUACCUCGACUUUUAUUCGAUAUGCCUCGUCAAUUCUUUGUCGGCGGAAAUUUCAAGAUGAACCCCACCUCGCAGGGUCAAUUGGGGUCUAUCAUCAGUGUCCUCAACUCUGCUGAUCUAGACGGCACGACUGAGAUCGUCAUUGCGCCUCCGUCAUUGUAUCUCAUCCCACUCAAAGACACGGUGCGAUCGGAACUACAGCUCUCUGCUCAAAACUGCUAUUACAAAGAUUCAGGAGCAUUCACUGGUGAACUCAGUCCUGCGCAACUCGUCGACGCCAAUAUCCCCUAUGUGAUUCUAGGCCACUCUGAACGCCGGACCCUUUUCCACGAAACGUCCGAGUUCGUUGCCCAGAAGACUAAGGCUGCUUUAAAUGCGACAUUGAAAGUCAUCCUUUGCGUCGGGGAAACCCUUCCGGAACGUGAAACAGGGCAGACUGCAGCAGUUGUUCAGAAGCAAUUGCAGGCCGUCGUCGAUGUGCUACAAGAGAGUGACUGGAGUGAUGUUGUGAUCGCAUACGAACCCGUGUGGGCGAUUGGCACAGGCAAAGUUGCCUCAUCCGCCCAAGCUCAGGAGGCUCAUCUGGACAUCCGCACGUUCCUCACUCAGGCAGUGUCCCUUGCUGUAGCAGAGAACACCAGGAUUAUCUAUGGAGGCAGUGUUACCGCUGCAAACUGCAAAGAUCUUUCUACUCAAUUCGACGUAGAUGGUUUCCUUGUCGGAGGAGCUUCAUUGAAGCCAGAGUUUGUCAAUAUCGUCAAUGCGAGGAGGAAUUAGAGGGUGUGAUGUCUCUUCAGCAUAUAGUCCCG